AGAGAGAAAGUGCUCGUGCAAACAAAGUGUGAGAGUGAGUGAGGGAACGGGAGUUGAUUAAAGGGGGAAACGGCGGGGCGAGGAGGAGACAAAGGCAGAUAUAGAAAAGAGUAUUUGGGUGUAAAAUGGUGGUCGCCUGCGAGGAGUGUGACACGGUCACUUAUGUAUACGUGGAAGAUUAAUCCGUGCAACAGUGGUGCAAGCCGGAAAGUGAGUAGACGCUGUAAUAGUCUAGCGGUAGGUGGGAAAGGCGAGAGGGGAGCAGACGACGACGAAGACGACGACGACAACGACGACGACGACAUCGGCAGCAAGAGCAGCGGGAAUAGCAGCCAGGACGAGGAAGGGUACUUGGUGUUGGCCGCGUGUCCGUCAUCUACGACUUAGAGGACGACGAGGCGCGCGACGCUCGACGGCAUCGGCAUCGGUGACGGUGACGACGACGACGACUACGACUACGACUACGACUACGACUACGACUACGACUACGACGAAGACGACGACGACGGUUGCUGCUGCAGCAGCGGCGAAGACGACGUGUCGCGGCGGUAGUGUAGAGCAGCGAGCUCCUCCUACCAGCAGGAGGCAAUCCCAGCCAGUGGCGGCCCUCGGUUCCGCGAGGAUGGCUGCUGUCGAGGUGAAGAUGCAGCAUGGCGGCAAGAAAGGCUGGCUAUUUAAAUGGACCAAUUACAUCAAGGGUUAUCGACGACGAUGGUUCGAACUCUUGGACGGGCAGCUCUCCUAUUACAGGGCUGAACCGACUGGGGGGUCAAAGAUAUCGUCACAACGUAAGUGGAGGGUUGGCAGAGCCUCCGAGAACCCAGGUGAAGUGUCUCACACUUGUCGAGGCACAAUAUACUUACAUGGGGCCUUCAUCUACUCAAUAGAUGUAUGCACUUUUGUGGUGAGCAACGGAGGUACACAAACUUUUCACAUAAAAGCUGCUAGUGAGGUGGAACGACAAGAAUGGGUCACUGCACUAGAGUUAGCCAAGGCUAAGGCUAUUCAAGCCAUGGAAUCAGAGGAAGACGAGGAGGAGUAUCAGGACAAUGACAAUCAAAAAAAUGAUAAUGCUUCGACGAUGAAGGAUCUGGCAGAGAAGCUCGAGACGGUACAGAAAUGUAAUGAGAUUUUGACGAAAACGGGGACGAUGUUUCAGCGGGCCCUUGGCGAAUUGGAGUCGCUGGCAUUUAUUAUUCCGGAAUUGUCGCUUAAAAUAAAAGCUGUUAACGAAAAGGCAAUGCAGUUUCGAGUCACCGCCAAUACUAUGAUCACAUCGAGCGCCGUCUACUUGCAACUGGCUCAGCAGCAGGAACCUAAGUGGAAGAAGAUGCUACAGCACGAGCGCGAUCAGAAGGUCCGAUUAGAAAAAAUGGUGGAGCAACUCGCGCGUCAGCACUCGCACUUGGAGGAGGCGGCACAACAUGCGCUACCGCCCCCCGCCCAGGGAGGAGUAUACAGGCCUAGCCACACAGCGGCCAACGCAUCCCCGAGCGAGGACGACGAGGACAACGCGGAGUUCUACGAUGCCCAAGAGUCGGACACGUUCACCCUGAGCGUACCCGCGGAGGGCAUAAAUUCCUUAGAGCCGGCCGAGCGCAAGCGCAACGACUCCCAGGGCAGCGACGAUGGCUCGAGCUCCGAGGGCGACCCGACGCUCCACUCAAGCGCCGAAGCGACCCGCACCGAGUACUAUCUCAUUGUGACCGAUCCCACGGACGCUGUGCCCCAACAGUCCGAAACCACCACCGAACUGGACGGCAAGGACUGGAAAACGAAUAAUGGCAGCAGCGGCAGCUCCGGGUUGAGUAGCGAGCCGUCGAACGCCGUCUCGAAGCGAAAGCGGAGGACGCGCGUACCGGACAAGCCCAACUACCCGCUCAACCUCUGGAGCAUAAUGAAGAACUGCAUUGGGAAGGAGCUGUCCAAGAUACCGAUGCCGGUCAACUUCUCCGAGCCGCUCAGUAUGCUGCAGCGGCUUACCGAGGACUACGAGUACGCCGAGAUCCUCGACAGGGCGGCGGAGUGUACGGAUAGUUACGAGCAGAUGGCCUACGUUGCGGCGUUCACCGUCUCGAGCUACUCCACCACGGCCUCCCGCACCGGAAAACCUUUCAAUCCACUUCUGGGCGAGACGUACGAGUGCGACCGGACCGACGACCUCGGCUGGCGCUCCGUCACCGAGCAGGUAUCCCAUCAUCCGCCGAUGGUCGCGCAGUUCUGCGAGGGCAGGAAUUGGCGCUGCUGGCAGGAGUUCACCAUGGGCUCCAAGUUCCGCGGCAAAUACCUACAGGUAAUCCCGUUGGGCACGGCGCACCUCGAGUUCAAGACGGGCAAUCAUCAUUAUACGUGGCGCAAGGUGACGACGACGGUACACAACAUAAUCGUUGGUAAGCUGUGGGUCGACCAGAGCGGCGACAUGGACAUCGUCAACCACAAGCAAGGCAUAAAGUGCCAUCUCAAAUACAUACCCUACUCGUACUUCUCCCGCGACAGUCAGCGGAAGGUCAAGGGUGUGGUGAUGGACUCGAACAAGGAGGUCAAGUGGGUCGUGCAGGGCAAUUGGGAUUCGAAGAUCGAAAUCGCUCCCGUUAUAAGUACGUCGGGCACGCCGGACAAUCCCGUGUACAAGCCCGGACCUUACACCUGCGCCUGGAAACGGCGCAUGCCACCAGAAGACUGCGAGAAAUAUUAUUACUUUACGGAAUUAGCCUGCCAACUGAAUGAGCCGGAAGACGGAAUAGCUCCGACGGACUCGCGUCUGAGACCCGAUCAAAGAUUGAUGGAGAAUGGAUUAUGGGACGAGGCGAAUACGGAGAAGUUACGACUAGAAGAGAAGCAGAGAUCCGUAAGACGAGCACGCGAGAACGAUGCAGAGAAAUCAGCCUCUGAAGGUUUACCUUAUUCAGCAUAUGAGCCUCUGUGGUUCAAGAAACAAGAGGAUCCUUACACGGACAGCUUUUGUCAUACGUACAACGGCGAGUAUUGGAAAUGUAAAAGUAAGCAGGAUUGGGGACGAUGUCCGAACAUAUUUUAGUUUGCUUACUUUUACUUUAAAUAAUAAUUAACUAGCAUUGUUUAUUCUUUCGUCAUCGGAUUCUCGAUUCAAACAUUAAUGAAAAAUAUUUAAAACGAAAA
Ceratosolen solmsi marchali is the source of this 3138-nucleotide messenger RNA. It is a transcript of the gene Osbp, whose product is annotated as oxysterol binding protein. Bases 623 to 3037 code for a protein of 804 amino acids. Lineage: Eukaryota; Metazoa; Arthropoda; Insecta; Hymenoptera; Agaonidae. The record is from RefSeq and is a predicted model, not a curated record. Gene Ontology annotation, molecular function: sterol binding. Gene Ontology annotation, cellular component: plasma membrane; cytosol; perinuclear endoplasmic reticulum. The transcript is spliced from 11 exons.